UAAAAUAAAUCAAAAUGACAGGUUCUGGUGCCCCUUGUGGUGCCUGCAAGUUCUUGAGAAGAAAAUGUGUUAGAGGCUGUGUUUUUGCACCUUAUUUCUGCCAUGAACAAGGUGCAACCCAUUUUGCAGCUAUCCACAAGGUUUUUGGUGCAAGCAAUGUCUCCAAGCUGCUUGCUCACCUCCCUGUCAGUGAUCGCUGCGAAGCUGCGGUCACAAUCUCGUAUGAAGCUCAAGCUAGGCUUCAAGACCCCAUUUAUGGUUGUGUUUCUCAUAUCUUUGCUCUCCAACAGCAGGUUGUCAAUCUCCAGUCGCAGCUUGCUUCUCUCAAGGAACAAGCAGCUCAGAGCAUUGUUAAUGGCUCUGUUACUGCAAACCCUAAUGGAAAGCUUCCUUCACAGUUCCAAGAUGUUCAAAGCUGGUUCCACUCAGAUAAUUCAAGCAUGGCACUAAAAUUUAAUCCUAACAUUCCCAAUCAUCCCAGCACAAACUCGUACUGUGAGAAUGGGUUUUGGAAUCCAAACCCUUUAGGUAAUUAUGAGAAUUCAUUCACUUCGCCGGGAGAAGAUCAUGUGUCAUCCUAUACUACCACUACUACUUUUGGGGAGGCUUCUCAUGCUAUGUCUUCCUUAGACCUACAUACAAACAACAGACAAUGGGGUUUCCAGGAGGUGGAUGACCUUCAAUCAAUGGCCUUUGGAUAUGCUCAGCAAUAUUCAUGAUGAGGGGAUCCAAUCCAUUUACAUAUGCCCAAUUCAGCACAAGAGAUCAUUUAUAUAAAAACCAUCGACCUUCCAGUUUUGAAUUGAAUGCUGCAUAUUUUGAAACAUACAUGCACUUUUGUUGGUAUAAAUAAAAAAGCUAGGAACCCUAAAGGAUCAAUGUUCAUUUUGGAAACCCUAAAAUCUACCCUACUGUGAAUCUGUUUUCUAUAAAUUAAUCUGGCCUGGAUAUUAAUAC
Gossypium arboreum is the source of this 957-nucleotide messenger RNA. RefSeq names its product LOB domain-containing protein 29-like. NCBI's taxonomy places the organism in Eukaryota, Viridiplantae, Streptophyta, Magnoliopsida, Malvales, Malvaceae. The transcript is spliced from 2 exons. The record is from RefSeq and is a predicted model, not a curated record. Gene Ontology annotation, cellular component: nucleus. Gene Ontology annotation, biological process: hormone-mediated signaling pathway; positive regulation of DNA-templated transcription. The coding region runs from base 15 to 719 and encodes 234 amino acids.